Lactuca saligna is the source of this 333-nucleotide messenger RNA. Lineage: Eukaryota; Viridiplantae; Streptophyta; Magnoliopsida; Asterales; Asteraceae. The record is from the annotation of a GenBank genome assembly.
AUGGGAUUCAAUCUCAUUGAGUUUCUACUAUUGAGUAUAUGUGGGAGUGAAAAGCAAGGGGCAGUUUUGCAUAAUGAAAAUUCAUUCUUGCUGAAAAACGUGGCGGAUGAUCAGAACUCGGUUAAUUCCCGGGCUUUGAGAAUUCCAUUCCCGUGGUUGGUCUUUGAUGAGAAGAUCAAAGCGAACUCUGUUUUUCUCCUGGAUACGACUGUUGUUUCCGAUUCCGUCAUGCUACUGUUUGUUGGAAGCAUCUCAAAAGGCGAUAUAGAGAGUCUAUUACCUUUUCUUACUCCAUUCCUUUUUGAUCCCAUUCCAUUUCAUGAUAUGAAAUAG